This is a messenger RNA of Phalaenopsis equestris, 1747 nucleotides long. Its product is annotated as NAC domain-containing protein 74-like. Gene Ontology annotation, biological process: regulation of DNA-templated transcription. The record is from RefSeq and is a predicted model, not a curated record. Lineage: Eukaryota; Viridiplantae; Streptophyta; Magnoliopsida; Asparagales; Orchidaceae. The transcript has 5 exons. Bases 205 to 1536 code for a protein of 443 amino acids. Gene Ontology annotation, molecular function: DNA binding.
UUAGUCCGAUGGAAUGGGAACCGCAGCGAGCGGGGUAAGUUAACUCACCCAUGGUGACGACACUUAACGCGGAGAGACCGCGGAGCCGCGAAAGCUCUUCGAAGGCUCCUGCACACGCGCUCCGCGGCAAAUUAAAGUCUCGAGUUCUUUUGAUCUUCGCCUCCUCAACGACCGAGGUCAUCGUCUUUCCAAACUUCUGUUAAAAUGGAAGCUUUAAAGGCCAUUUCUCUACCACCUGGGUUUGGCUUUCAUCCCACAGAUGUAGAGCUUAUAUCUCACUAUCUUAGGAGGAAAAAUCGAGGCUUGAAGAUCGACUUUGAUGUGAUACCAGAGUUGGACAUAUAUAAGCGUGAACCAUGGGAUUUACCAGCAUGUUGUCAGAUCCCCACAAUGGACAGUAAGUGGCACUUCUUCACCUCUCAUGAUAAGAAGUAUCCAAAUGGUUUGCGCUCAAAUAGAGCAACCGAAGCUGGCUAUUGGAAGUCUACUGGUAAGGAUCGGAACAUCCGAUCUCACAACCAGGUUAUUGGGACCAAGAAGACACUAGUUUUUCAUGAAGGUCGGCCGCCACGUGGAAAGCGCACAGAUUGGAUCAUGCAUGAAUACUAUAUGGAUGAAAAAGAGAGCAAAACUAGUUCUCAAAUUAAGGAUACCUAUGUCCUCUGUCGUAUUACGAAAAGAAAUGGCUUCGCAGUUGGAGAGAAUGUCUCAACCCAGACAGAAGAGGCUGUUUAUUUCCAAAAUACUGCAAAACAUUCGUAUGCAUCUCUGCAAGAGAGUGUGGCUCAGGAUGAAUCAAGCCUGUCUGAGAGUACUGAAAACCUGGAUGCAUGGUUUGAGGAACUCUUUGAUCCUGACUUUGAUGGAUCUAUUUGUUUCAACCCUUCUCUUCCCACUAUAGUAUCAAAGAAUGUACCACAGGUUUCACAGACAGGCCUUGUGUCUCUGAUUCCAAAGGAUGAACCCUUGGACUUUGGUUUCCCACCAGAAGAAAUAAUAGAAAUCCUUCAUAAUGACUUUACCCCCAUGCCUAAGAUCAAAGAAUUAGCGGUGUUAGAUCACAAUGCAACAUUAUCCUCAGCCAAUUUAAGCAAAAUUGCAACUGAUAAUUUGAAAAUGGAACUGUCUGAUCUAUCUGAAAGCACCAAAUUCACUGGAAUACAGAUAAGAGAGCGUCAUGGGAUACCUGCUGUUGGAACUUUCCAACACAGAGUCAAGCUUCAAGUUCAAACGAGCAAAAUGGAAUCAAGGAAGACUGCAUAUGUGAGCCAAACCAUCAAAUCUGCACAUGUUGACUACAACAUCAGUACAAAUAGCAAGCCUCACCGGCGCAUAAACUUAGAAUUAGAGAAGAAAAGAGUAUCAAUGCAGGAUGGAAUCAAGGGUAUUUUUGCUGUGGUUAGGAGUUUUCUGUGUCUGACAGAUGGCUUGGAUAGCUUUUUCCUUGGUGUUUGCAUGAUUGGAACUGCAGCUUUGAUCAUCUACUAUCUGUUUCAUGAUUUCCUCUUGGGGAGCUUCCCUGCUAUUGGGUUGUAGAUUACUGUAGUUUUUUGAUAAAUUGUAUCUAGCUGCAGUUAGGUGUGUUGUCUGUUUUAUAUGAUUUCUUGGCAGUUUUUGUACAGUGUAAGAGUAUGUUAGUUAGUCUCAAUGUCCUCCCAGUUUAUUAGUAGGUGAGGGAAAUUCAAUUUUUGUGAUUAAACAAUAUUAAAGAAUACUGUCACUAUGAUUAUGAUGAAUAAAAUUUUAU